This is a messenger RNA of Fomitiporia mediterranea MF3/22, 510 nucleotides long. RefSeq lists its product as uncharacterized. The transcript has 4 exons. Lineage: Eukaryota; Fungi; Basidiomycota; Agaricomycetes; Hymenochaetales; Hymenochaetaceae. The annotation marks the transcript as partial. The record is from RefSeq and is a predicted model, not a curated record.
CGACAGCUAGAAGCGUUGGAAACAUCAUUCGAGGAAGAUGCGGAGGGACGUCAAAUGUGCUACUCGGGUCAAGGGAAAACAGCUGUUUGGAAAAUCUUAAUCAUACAGUUACACAUCCCUACGACUACUCAGAGGAUCGAGGACCAACGAGAAACGAUCUGUACCUCUGACGACUUUGGUCCUGAUUCUAGGCUCUGACGGGGUACUGUCGCGGGCAGGCUCUUUGAGGGCCGACAAAAUGUAUGCCAUUUAUUUCGAUCUAUCGAGACCAGCAUCAUCGGCAGCUGGUCGCGCCGUUGUCGCGAAUCUAUCAGUAUUCCCACCGCUAAUGAUUUGGAGGCCAAUGGAGUUCGCGACUUCUUUUCGGGACACAUGCUGGCCUUCCGUCUUUUUAUUAACGUCAUUCGCGAAAGACACGGAGCCGCAAUCUCCUAUGUCAUUGGUGAAAUCUUGGCUUAUAUCAAUUAUCAUGUGCAAGGUCACAAGUAUGGCUAGCUUCGAGCCCGAAAU